AUGGCAAAUGUGCAGUAUUUACCAGGAGAUCCUCGUUUAGUAGAUCAAUUGGUGUAUGAACUCAAAUCUAAAGGGAUUUUCGAUCAGUUUCGUAAGGACUGCAUAGCAGAUGUAGACACAAGGCCAGCUUAUCAAAAUUUGCGACAACGGGUUGAAAGCUCUGUUUCCACAUUUCUCUCCCGCCAGUGCUGGCAACCUGAUCUAAACAAAAAUCAACUGAGAGAAAAGCUCAGGAAACAUAUACUGGAUGGUAAUUACUUGGAGCAAGGAGUAGAACGAAUAGUUGAUCAAGUUGUGAACCCAAAAGUUGCGUCUGUCUUUAUACCCCAAGUUGAAGACCUUGUGUACAAUUACUUGGGUAUCACGAGGAAAAAGUCUGUACCCAAUGCUGAGACUUCAAACGGAAAAAUAGAAGAUUUACUUCCGACUGACUUGGAAGCAGUUAGCCCUGGCUCAGUCAAAAGCAAUGAUGAUAAGAACGAACAAAUGGAUAUUGAAGCAAAUGUUGUUGAAGAGACAAAUUAUGAAAAGAUGGAGGUUGAUAAAGAAGAAAAACCCAAAUCUGAAAUUAAGGAUGAAGUCACUACUGGUCUUGAAGUAAACAAUGUUGAGAAGGAAAAAUCUGAGGUUCAAGAGAGUCAAUUAUCUGGCGUAAGUGAACUAACUUGCCAUGAAUCUGAUGUCAGCUUUAAUAAAAGUUCGAUUCCACUGCCAGGUGAAGAUAUUAAACUAGAAAAUAUUCCACCUCCUGAAAACAGUCCACCUAAAAUUGUUGAAUUAGAGAAAAUUGAGCUACCCAAGAUAAUGAAUUGUCCAACAGACAUACCGUUGCCUGAUGAAAUUCUGAAUAAUGACAAAGAUAAUUAUUUCAAAACAAUAAAUAGUGAUGAUGAUGACUCUAGUUCUGAUUCGUCUUUGCGACGAAAUAUGUCUCCUCUAACACCAAUAAGGAAUUAUAAUAAUGAAAAUUCUUGCGAUGCUCAGCAAGGUUUCGAUAAUGAUUCCGUUGAAAGCAAAAGUGAUGACAAAAAGGAACCAACUUCGUUCCGGUUUACAAUAGAAGCUAAAGCCGCCGAAAAUUUUUCAGAUGCAGCAAAAACACCUAAGAAACCGACAGAUCAGCUUAAUUUAGCGUAUCAGUUUAAUAAUCAAGUGAAUAUAAUUAAUACUUUCAAUACACCUAUGUACGAAGAUAGUUCAAAUAGUAAUAAUUUGCAAAUUGAUUACGAGAGUGAUGCAAACAGUAAAGCUGUUUUAGAAGCAAAGAUUGUUGAAGCAGAAAUCUCAGAGGACUCUAAAAAAGAACGGAAGGUCGAAGACAAAAAAAGCACCCAUAAGAGCUCACAUCGUUCGAGGGACUCGCAUAAGCAUUCAAGCAGCAAAGGCAAAAAACCUGAGUCAAAACAGUCUACUUCCCGUGAUAGUAGUAGGCAUGACAAAAAAUCGUCAAAAGAUGACCAUAGCAAAUCCAAAUCAAGCCACAAAGAAAGCUCUAGAGAUAGAAGUGAUAAGAAAGACAGCAAAGAGUCAUCAAGACACAGUUCCCACAAAAGUUCUAGUCAAAAAGAUUCCAAAUCUCACAAGAGUUCAAGCUCAAGUCAUAGGCAUUCAAGCAAGCAUUCUGAUGAUAAGAAAACAUCUUCAUCGUCCAGUCAUAGAUCUAAGACUGAAAAGAGUUCCGAUAGAAGUAAAGAUAAGUCCAAAGAUUCCAAAUCAAGUUCAUCACAAAGAUCGGAUAAAGAUAAGAAAAGUAGUAGCAAGAGUAAACACGAAGAAAAAGAAAAAGAGAAAAAAGAAAAGAAGGAAACGGAUGAUCAUUAUAGUCUUUCCGGUCGUGGAAAUCCAAAUCGUAGAUCUACUGACAGAGACUCUAAUGAUGGUAGUUCCUCUUCCAAAGGAUCGCAAAACCCUGCCAGUUCAAAAUCAUCUGAAAGCAAAAAAGAAACGAAAGGUGGCAGUUCAAAAUCGGACAAUAUGUCAACUAGCAGCGAAGGAACGAGUCCAUGUGACAGAGAAUUAACUUUGCAAGAAAAAGAAAAGGAAGUAAUAGAUAUGCUUCAACCUAAACCCAUUGUGAGAAUUGAAACACAUCUAGGAACUCCUAUUGCUUCACCGCCGCGUUUACCUUUUGUUCCUGAUAUCACGCUUAAAAAGCCAAAAUUUGCUGCAAAUUUAGAGGAAGCGAAGAGACUGAUGAAAAUGCGUAGGUUCUUGGAUGAAGAACAAAAACGUAUGAAUCAAGAGGCUGCGUUACUACUAGAAUUCCAGGCAAACGUUAGACCCAGUCUGAGUCAAAUUUACUCCAGUAUUCCAGGUCCUGAGUUGGAAUUCGCUUGCGUUACAAAUACGGUUAUACAUACUGAUCAGCUGAUGGUACGAAAUAAUGAUAGUGCCAGCGAAAAUACGGUUGAAUACUCGAUAGAACAUAGUAAUUAUGCAGAAGAUGAAGGUUUUUCAGAUCACAUUGAGGAUGAUAUCCCGUCAACUUUAACGGUUAAAGAAGUUGAGGAAUCUAUUGAAAGCAUUAAUGAAGAGUUAAACAACAAAGCAAAAGCACACGCAACCGAAGAAUCUCUGAGUAAAGAAACUUAUUAUGAAUCUAAAAAUUCAGAAACUACUAAGAUAGAAACUGAAUAUUCUACGGAAAAUAAAAUUGGUUUUAAUGACAAUGUUACAAAUAAUUCAAUUAAAAACGAUGCUAUUCAAGAAGAAGAGAAUAAAAAAAGAACUGAAUUCUUUGAAGUUACGAUAAUUACGGAAGAAUUAUCAGAAAGCGAGGAUUUGAUAUCUCAAAAGAACGAAAAUAAAAUUCACAAUAAUAUUGAUAACCAAAAUGAAAAUAAUGCAACUGCACAAUCUGAACAAAACAAUUUCCAUUAUUUCGGAGAACACGAGAAAUACAAAGCGGAACUAGAAAGAGAUCAGUUUACCAAAUUUUUCAAAGUUUACACCGAAAGAGCGUCAGCUAACAACAAAAUUUAUUUAAUAAAUUGUGAUACAUAUGAAGAGCAAAUUAUGCAAGAAGCACUAGAAACAUUUGGGCAAUUUGAAAUUAUUAACUACCAAAGAAAUGGUCAUUUGAAAUUGCCUAAAAUUUCCAAAAACAUCGUCAAAAAUGUUAAUUUGUCUACCGAAGUUUCAUUACCAUUCGAUAAUGAAAUGGCAGAUGAAUUCGAUAAUAGAAAACCUUUAAUAGAGUCUGUAUUCAGCCCAGUUAAAUCGGAAUGUUCUUUCGAGCUAUCAAGUGACUAUAAUGAAAGAUUAGAAGAGAUGGUCAACAAAACUUCGCGGCAAGAGAUUAUGGAAAUUAUACUCGGCAAUGUUAUUGCCGAUUCGCCUACCAAAAUGCCUAAAAUUGAUUAUUUCACAGAUUCGAAUAUUGAAUGUGAUAUAGAAAAUAAUACGAAGAGAAAAAUAAGUGAAGUAGAAACUGUUAAUAACAAUAGGCACAUUCUGACGCCUAACAAAGUGCGAAGAUUGAGCACCUCCGACCAAAUUUCGUCUACAACCGAAGACUUGGAUGAGAGAUCUAAUAAGUGUGUAGUGCCCAAUAGCACCCGCUCUAAGUAUUUAGGCAGAGCGAGAAGAGUUGGACUACCUCGACCUAGGAAAACUGAACUACCGAACAGUCCAUCCAGUGAUAAAUCAGUUGAGAAUUACGAACAUAACACCCCGACAACACAGCCACCAAACGGCAAAAUCAAAAGCACUCCGAGGAAUAAAGUUCAAAGAUAUGAAACUUCAGAUUUAUACAAGCCGAAACUGCACUACUUGUCCAGAAGAAACAAUAUUAGUUAA
This is a messenger RNA of Parnassius apollo (apollo), 3798 nucleotides long. The record is from the annotation of a GenBank genome assembly. Lineage: Eukaryota; Metazoa; Arthropoda; Insecta; Lepidoptera; Papilionidae.